Musca vetustissima is the source of this 1347-nucleotide messenger RNA. RefSeq lists its product as uncharacterized. Bases 1 to 1347 code for a protein of 448 amino acids. Gene Ontology annotation, molecular function: ubiquitin protein ligase binding. Gene Ontology annotation, cellular component: nucleus; cytoplasm. Lineage: Eukaryota; Metazoa; Arthropoda; Insecta; Diptera; Muscidae. Gene Ontology annotation, biological process: regulation of proteolysis; proteasome-mediated ubiquitin-dependent protein catabolic process. The record is from RefSeq and is a predicted model, not a curated record. The transcript has a single exon.
AUGGCCUCGGCAACAGCCGCCUCAUUUGGUGUUUGUCACCCCCAAAUCAAAACAAAUUAUCACUUUGAGAAUUACAAAAAAUCCAACCAUCUUUUAACAGCCGCCUCCGUACGACCACCACCACCCGUGUCACUGGCCCUGCGCUAUGAACAGCUGUUGGCCAGUGAAAAAUAUUACGACUGUGUGUUUCUAUGUGCCGGCCAUGAAGAAAUACGCUGCCACAAGCUAAUUUUGGCCACAGCCAGUCCCGUUUUUGAGGCCAUGUUCUUUGGGCCGAUUAGUGAAAAACAAAAUUGUAUCGAUAUUCUCGAUAUGAGCAGUGAUAUAUUUCGUCUUAUGAUCAGCUACAUUUAUACGGGCAGGGUUAAUCUGCAUCAUCUCACCCUAGAGGAGGCAAUUGAGCUGUACUAUGGCGCGGAGAAAUAUUUACUGGGCGAUUUGAAAUUGGAAUGUCUGGAGGCCAUACAAAUGAAGCUACGCUUUUCCAAUAUUUUGGCUGCCCUGGAAUUGAGCAUUUGCCUGGAUUUGAAUAGUCUGCUGAGUAUUUGUUUCAAUUUUUUCGUACGCUGUUGCCUGCAAGAGGCCCAAUUUGUGGCCUAUCUGAAGACGCAUUACUAUCAUGUGUCGAAGGAUUGCCUAAAGGCCCUUAUCGACCUGUGUAGAGAACAGAUACCCGGCCAACAGUUAUUGUGGUUCAUAUACGAAUGGUGUCAGCAGGAGUGCCGGGAAAUGGGUCUUAAGCAAACGGAGUGUUCCAGCAUUAUAGAGGAUCUCGACUUAAAGGAUUGCAAGCAGGGUCUGCUAGAAGGCGGCAGUGAAAACAGGCUAAAACCUCAGUAUUCUCAGUCGGUGGAAAGAUGUUACUACAAGGCAUGCCGACCCUUUACCAUUGACCAUGACAAUUGUCAGUGGUCGACAUAUUUGAAAUCGAAUCGUUUUAUUUCACUGCAGGGUCUCACGCUGCACAGUCGUUUGACACCGCACCUAACGCCAGUGGGUCGUCCGGUGCCCAGUACGGAAUAUUAUGAAAAUCUAAGCAUAGAAAUUACAACAGCAGGCCAUCAAAACCACGAAGAAGAUGAUCAGCCAUUACGCUGGACCCACAGCAUCAGCAAACAAUUGACCAAAUACAAUUGCGAUGUAAACGUGAAAUGGUCUCAGGGUAUUGUCCUCUCACCGGAUGUUGAAUAUGAAAUUAAAUUAAUAUGGCAUCCUACACAAUGUCAGGGUGCUGAAUAUCCCUGCAGUUUGUAUUCUUCCCAGGUGGAUGGUAUAGAAUUUCGGGACUUGAUGGAUUCGCACAGUGGCAGUCUGAUAAAGGGGGUACAUUUUGUGAAUUUAGUUUAA